Diutina rugosa is the source of this 1551-nucleotide messenger RNA. RefSeq lists its product as uncharacterized. Gene Ontology annotation, cellular component: membrane. Bases 1 to 1551 code for a protein of 516 amino acids. The record is from RefSeq and is a predicted model, not a curated record. Gene Ontology annotation, biological process: carbohydrate transport; transmembrane transport. The transcript has a single exon. Gene Ontology annotation, molecular function: carbohydrate:proton symporter activity. Lineage: Eukaryota; Fungi; Ascomycota; Pichiomycetes; Serinales; Debaryomycetaceae.
AUGAAGAAGGAAACGUUUUCGGUGGUCGAGCACGACGCCGCCUCCAGCGGUGCCGCCAGCGCCGCCGAGGGGUCCCCCGGCUACUUGCUGAAGCAGAUGCGCCCCCUCCUCGCCGUGCUUGCCGUGGUGUACUUGGCGCUGACCCUGUGCGGCUUUGACGGGUCGCUCAUGCUGAGCAUCUACACCCAGCCCGACUACGUGGCGACGUUUCGCCCCGCCAACGACGGCGGCGCCACCUCGGUGCUGGUGGUGUUCCUGAUCUUCAACAUCGCCCAGAUGGUGCUGGGGUUGUGCUGCCCCCUCGCCGACGUCCUCGGCCGCCGCCAGAUGAUGCGCUGGGGCGGCGUCGGCACCGUCGUCGGCGGGGUGAUCACCGCCGCCGCCACCAACACCGCCACCAUCAUUGCCGGGCGGUUUGUCCUCGCGUUCUUCACGGUGUGGCUGCUGACGGCGGCGGCGAUCUACGUCACCGAGAUCGCCCCCACCGACAAACGGCUGGUCGUCGCCGGCGCCUACAACACGUUGUGGUACGUGGGGCUGGUGGUGGCGGCGUUUGCCGCCUACGGCGCCAACCGUCACUUUGGCGGCACCGCCACCGCGUUCCGGUUGCCCCUCGCCCUCCAGUGCAUGUACCCCGGCCUUCUCGUGGUGGGAACGUUUUUUAUUCCCGAGCUGCCGCGGUGGCUUGUCGGGCGAGGCCGCGUCGACGAGGCGCGGGCGAUCAUCGUCAAGUACCACGGCGGCAACGACGCCGAGGCGCCGGUGGUGGCGGCGGAGAUGGCCGCGAUCGACGCGCUGUUUGCCGCCGCCGCUAUCGCCACCGGGUGGCGCGCUCUCGACUUGCGCCCGUUAUUUGGCCGCCGCCACCGCUACCGCACGAUGUUGUGUAUGUUGUUGGGGUGGUUCGGCCAGUUUUCCGGGAACAACGUGUGCUCGUACUACUUGCCGCUGAUGCUAAACGCCGUCGGCAUCGAGUCGCAGCUGACCCAGGUGUUGAUGAAUGGGGUGUACUCGAUCACGCUGUGGGGGGCGGCGGUGGUGGGGUCGUACUGCCACGGGGUUAUUGGCCGGCGCAAGAUGUUUUUGGCGCUGACGAUGGCGGCGCUGGUGGCGAUGGCGGCGCUCGCGGCGGCGCUGGCGCGGUUCCAGGCGACGGCGACGGUGGCGGCGUCGACGGCCACCUUGGUGUUCAUCUACUUGUUUGGCGUGGUGUUUCUGUUUGCCUGGACGCCGAUGCAGCCGAUCUACCCCGCCGAGGUGCUGCUGAACGUCCUCCGCAGCCGCUCGUUCAUCGCCCAGCAGUUGGUGGCGGGGUUGGCGCUGUUUGUCAACCAGUACGCCGCCCCCAUCGCCAUGGAGCGCAUCUCGUUCUGGUUCUACGUGUUCUACUCGCUCUGGGACGUCGUCGAGUGCGUCAUCAUCUACCUCUUGUUUGUCGAGACCAAAGGGAAGUCGCUCGAGGAGAUGGACGCCAUCUUCGCCGCCGCCAACCCCCGCAAGGCCUCGGUGGCGGUGUGGCCGCCCCCACACCACAAGCGCACCCACAUCUAA